Papilio xuthus (Asian swallowtail) is the source of this 522-nucleotide messenger RNA. RefSeq lists its product as uncharacterized. The record is from RefSeq and is a predicted model, not a curated record. Bases 39 to 512 code for a protein of 157 amino acids. The transcript has 2 exons. Lineage: Eukaryota; Metazoa; Arthropoda; Insecta; Lepidoptera; Papilionidae.
AGUCACUGGAAAAUUGUAAUUAAAUUCAGUAUCACACAAUGUACAAAGUUUCAUUAGUUUUGUUAUUCUCCAUGCAGUUAGUAUUUGGAAGGAAAGCGAUAACUGUAAAACUAGACCCGAAAAAUGUUGUAAAUACAAUACGUACGGUGUUUGAUGAGCAAUAUGUGGAACAGGUAGCUGAUAUUAUAGCAGAGAAAGCGGCGAAACGAUUUGUUAACGAAAUCAUAAAAAACUUUGAAGAAUUAGAUAACAAUCCUAUAAGGUCAAUGAAAUUAGAUCAAGAAGAAGGGAGAGGUAAAAAUAGGAAAGAGAUGAAGAUAAUGGAUAAUGAGGAAGCACUGAAAUUAUUAAAAAGACCUUCACCAGACGGCGACAACUUGGAUGAACUCAACAAGGAGAGUCUACUUCUUAGCAAGGAACAGGAAGAUAUUAAACAGAAGAAGAAAAUACCAGUCAUUGGAUUAAUGAAAAUUAACGGAGUUUACUAUAGAAGAUUCUUAGGUGUUAUAUAGUUAUAUUAUU